Messenger RNA from Ascoidea rubescens DSM 1968, 207 nucleotides. RefSeq lists its product as uncharacterized. The record is from RefSeq and is a predicted model, not a curated record. The transcript has a single exon. NCBI's taxonomy places the organism in Eukaryota, Fungi, Ascomycota, Saccharomycetes, Ascoideales, Ascoideaceae. The annotation marks the transcript as partial.
GCAUUUAACAAAAUUGGAUAUUUUUCUUCAUAUUUAGAUAAUUUUUUCAAUUUUAAUUUCAAGUCGGGAGUGAGUGUGUUAUUUAUAAUCGAUUCUGAAGAGUUAUUAAUAUUAUUAUUUAAGCUAAUAGUUGAGCUGUUUAGCGAGGGGCUAAUCAAUUUUUUAGAAUUUGGUGGGUUUGUGGAUAAAAUAUUAUUACUAUUUUGA